Molecule: messenger RNA, 4893 nt
Organism: Aspergillus nidulans FGSC A4
Lineage: Eukaryota; Fungi; Ascomycota; Eurotiomycetes; Eurotiales; Aspergillaceae
Exons: 4
Coding region: 1-4893 (1630 amino acids)
Source: RefSeq, a predicted model, not a curated record
AUGAUCCCCGAGGCUCUGCAGCCCAGGGCCCUUCUGGCUCCUCCGCGCGACCUCGCCUCACACUUCCGCACUCUUAUAGCCGCAGAUUCAUCAAUGGAAAACCUUACGUUCAUCGACAGGUGCGUCCUCGAUCAGAUCCAUACAGAGGCAAUUCCCUCUUCCGUAUACGAAGUCUGGCUGUCGUUGGCGUGCCGGUACACUCCGCUAUUUACCGUCGCCGCACUCACAAAGCCAUCGCGCGGAGUUCGCCUUGCAGCUAGACAUUGUGCCCGCCGUCUUUUCCUGAGCAGUCACUGGAAAGAGCGAGGAUGGGACUUCCUCGGCGGUGCGCAAGGAAUCAAAGGCAUCCUGGAUAUUUUGCCCUUGAAGGAAGCGCGACUCCUGCUCAAGAUCAUUUUUGGGCGCUGCCAGGCGAUUCCCGACGGAAAGGUGGUGUCAGUGUGCGUUGAGGAGUUCCUCGAUCUUGUUGAGGCUACAGAUCCUUGGUUGUCGAGGUCGCUGUUGCCCCAUGUGUCCCACUUGUACGCGUACUGUAGCGCUGAAAGAGUCGAAGAUAUGCUUCGGUCUCAGUCGCCAAAGUGUCCGGAGCUCCUCAAAUAUACGUCCCGCUUCCAUACUCCACUUCUACGGCGAAUAGCCAUUGGGAAAGUAGACAUGCCCGAGGAAGUGCGGCGCAAGACCCUCCAGCAGUGUCAAACCGCAUUGCUGAAUUCUAAAGAACCAUAUGACCCCAUCUAUUAUCAGGACGUGCAGCUCACCCUUAACCUGUCUCCGGGACUACUGUUUGGCAUGGACCUCUUGACGGCCCUGGAAAGAGAGCCGGAAAUUCUCAGAAGCCAUCUUUCGCGCGCUCUUUCACGGGAUAUCGUUCAGUUUUGGUCGAUCUCACGCUUUGGAGGAGUGAAAGGUACCCACGAGGGCCUGGUAGCACAGUGCCAGAAGAGGCGGCGGUUGAAAGACUUGUCAGCAUACCAGAUCGAACUGGAAGACUGUUUGAUUAAGAGGGUGCUGCAAGUGCAGGAUGAGAGCUUCCAGAAUCAGGGUAAGAAUCGUCGACAAUUCUCUGAAACCCUCAACAGCCUUAUUCGUCUCGUAAACAUCAGAGGAAGGAAGGCGUUCCUUCAAUUACUUUGCCGACAUUGCCCAACCAUGGACUUUGACCUCACAACCUGGCCGCCGUCCCAGAGAGAGCAAGAACUCAUGCCUUGCUGGGACUUGGAUGUCUUGGAUAGGCUACGACCUGACGACUCCGAGUCCCUCUUUGGCCGGUCACUCCAUAUUUAUCACUGCGAAGAGUUUCUUCCAAGUUUUGACAGCAGAAAUCCAGAGUUGAAAAUGCCAUCCUGGGAGGCACAGUGUCUACUCUGGGCAAGUUGGGAGUCAGCUAGUCCUGAACGAAACGGGUUCCCUAUAACCCUCAAAGCCCUGGGCGACAUGAAGCAGAAAUCGGUACGUGCGCGCGAGCCCGCAGAGCGCCUGCGUUGGGCAAUAUCGGCUGUCAAACUGGCAGCAAGAACGAGCUCCAUUGAUAUCUUUGCCGAGAUAGUUGAAUGGACUAGUAGAUACAUACGGGACGCACUUGUAUUUCCUGACUUGAUGUACGAGAUCAUCGACCGCUGCCCUUUGAUGCUCUCCUGCAGAGCUGCUACACAAGGAGAGGCAUCUGUGCCCAGGUCAGACCUGGAACGAGAAGCGCAGACUGGGCAUAAAAUUAUGGAAGGUCUCCUCAAAACAUGUUUGCUUCUACUGCGUGAACCAUGGGCGCGGUCUUCAGUAUCGAGAAUUACAGGACGGAUCUGCAACAUGUUUUCUGCCAUUGUUAGUCGCAGAAUGGAAUCGGUAAGAGACCUGGCCCGGGGUGAGUCAUUCACUGAGUGUGAACUGGCUGAAAUACUCCUCGACCCGAUAAUCCCGGUCCUGAUGGAGUACGAACGACAAGGCAACAUAAAGGGUCAGACAGAUGUCAGAUGGAGUGGUCCAACCGGUUUGCUCUUAUCGCCUUGCCUGUUUCCUAGAGCGCCUACACUUCUGGAACUGUCAUUCAUGGACCGACUCGCAAAAGCACGAGACGAGUUUUGGCAGCAACACCGGUCUCAACAUGAUCCAGACGUGGUUAAGCUCAGCCCCGGUUUGCCGCGUGGGCUAGCGAUUCAACAUCUAGUUUACACUUCGGACUGGCUUUAUCAGGUAAUGAAACACCCAGAUCACGCGCCAUUUCUUUCGUCCAGAGCCAACGAGGUGCUUUUUGGAGCGGCCGACACCGUUAUGCAUGCCAUGGAAGAUAAAGAAGCGCAUGUUGAUGGAUUUGUAGACUGUCUCGGGUUCAUCGUCCGUGCUCUCCUUGCGAAUGAUAAUCCUGCAGAUAGAAACCGCGAUGUUCUGCGUGUGUGGGAGCAUUAUUCUGAGAUUUUGAAGCCAUAUCCAGACUAUCUUGGUCUUUUUCAAGACUGGCUGGCCGCUGGGAUUCGGCAUCGGGAGCAUAUAGGCGAGGCCCUCGAUACUAUUCAGCCACCUGGUCCUUGUUUGGCGGUCACGCCCAGGAUAUCCGCGGUUCCCUCAGCAUCAGAAAUAGACAUGAUCGAAUGGGAUCCCCAGGAUGGCGAUUAUCCUCCUUCGAAGAAGCCGUUCAAGGACAUGAAAGAGACUCUAGACAAAAUACCUUGCACGGUUCUCAACUGCCGCAUGGAAAGGGGCAUACCCUCACAAUUCCCCUACGUGUAUGCCAGAAAGCCUCCAGCUCAACCAACGCCUGAAUAUCUCUCGAUUUGGUCGCCUGCUUCCGAUUCACAAGCAAAAGCUAGUCAAGGCUCUUCACACUGCAUACAAGAAUCUGUCGUCUUAGCAGCCCUCUUGUUUUUAGACACUCAUACCAAAGAUCGGGGGAUCCUGCGAGCAAGAUUUCCUGACGUCGACUGUCCGCGGUAUCCCCCCAUACGUCUAGCAGAGAGUUUCAUUGCAUCUCAGACCAGGGACAAGCUCGAAAAAGCGUUAAGCCCGCCGAUAGACGCUUUGAGAAGGUCUGCUAGGCGAGUCCCUUCACAGAUCUUGCGAAAUCUUAUCCUGUCAUUCUUGGAUACGUUGGAAGCUGAACCCAAUUCUCCGACGUACUCAGCCCUCCUGUUCAGCACAUUCGAUCUGAUCGAGAUCCUGCUCUCCACCGAUGAGCCGCAGCUCGCCGUUGAUAUUAUGAUUCGAGUGUGGAAAGAUUUUCCGGGAGAGUCUUCCUUCCACCGAAAAAUAAGCCUUGUCAAGCUUGGGCGUGUCCUUUUUCCCGAGCAGGGACGUAAAUUGAUGUCGCAAUUCGCUGGAUACGUUUGCGAUGCGCUACAGGCGCAACAGGGCCAGAACCAGCAGCAGCCCAAAGAGAAGAAAGGUUUCAUAAAGGUGACGACGGCGAAAAUGCUUGCGCAGGCUUUGGCUGAGGCAGACUUUCUUUCCCAAGCAGGCAGGAUGGAAAUACUGCGGAAAAUGUUCAGUUCGGCUCGUCACGUUGACAUCCGCAGGGAAAUCGUUAAUGCGCUCUUGAAUCUUGUCGGCAGCUGCGAGAAUCCUGAGCCAUACAAGGUCUUUGCAUCGAUCGUUGCCUCAGUCGCAGGCCCAAAUGAGCGCGCUGCCACCACCGAAGUCGAAUGGGAGAUGGCGGAAAACCCUGAACGAGGGGGCCCGCUACCCUAUGUCGCACCACUCACUGAGCGUCCGGUUUUGAACUCGGCGUUUUCCGCUGCCUUUUGGAGUAUCCCGGAGAAGUUACGGCCAGAAUACGUAGAGAAUGUACUGCUGCCUCUGUUGCAGGAAUCCUCACGUCAGCACACGAGAUGGAUAGCUGCGAUGGCCGCUAGACUGGGACUCUCGCUUUCGGACCUAAACAUCACGGAGGACGAUAUUGGACCUUUCAUUCCAGAUCUCACAAAUAAGAUUCUUUGGCGAUGGGCAGAGUAUCUCCCAGAGUCAUUUCUACAACAGUUCCACCGUCCCUGGGCGUUGAGCUACCUCCACUACGAAUCCUUCGCUCGCAUUGACAGCGCGCUCGCAGUAACGGCCGAAGCGCCUCUCAAGGAUAGUAACGUUCGAGAUCACUGGGAAAAUUUCUUUGCAUCCUUGUGCGGUCGUCCUGCCCUCUACAGCCUAGAGAAGCUCCUUUCCCCAUUCGUCAACGGGGUCUCAAAAGCACCGAAUGGGUUGAACACUGCGCUGAUUCUUGAAGAGUUUGAGUUCUGCGCCGAGCUUGUUAUUCGAAAUCCAGUCAAGUACAACCGGUUUUUUAAGAAGUACAUUCUGCACCCGGAAUAUACACUAGAACCAUUCCGAGCUCUCAGGGAGAGCCGCCUUAAAUCCGUUUCUGACGUUAAGGAUUCUGCGGAUAAGGCGCGGAUCUACCACGAUCUGACAGACGCUAUGGCUCGACUCAUCAGUGUUUGUGAGACCGUUCGCAGGGAAGGCUGGUCAGCAGCGGCCUAUCCAGUGACACUCCCCUCCCAGUUCGAAUACCAUGUCCUACUACUCCCUUCUCCUAUCUACAACCCAUCUGCCUCAGAAACUCACUCUGCAGCGGAGAUAUUCACAUCUGCACUCGUUGACCUGAUCAUCAAGUACUCCGCCGAUCCGACCUUGCUGCUGAAGCUCGACUCGUUCCAGUCGGUCCUGCGGGAGAUUCCUUCCGCAGACCUGAAGGCUUGCAUGCUACGUCUUGGAUGCGUAUGGCGCGAGCUCGAGAAACAUGAUCCCAUCGUUAUAUGUAUCCGGGUAAAGCUGGCGCUCUCAUUACUGGAUAUCAUGCGCUCCGACAAGGGCUUCUUCAAGCGGGACGUGGAUAUACUGGGGAUGAUAGAGGAGUGGAAGAAGAGUGACGUUGAGUUUGUACGGCAGAUCGGCUGGGAAGUUGAACUAUUAUGA